Molecule: messenger RNA, 1536 nt
Organism: Beauveria bassiana ARSEF 2860
Lineage: Eukaryota; Fungi; Ascomycota; Sordariomycetes; Hypocreales; Cordycipitaceae
Product: MAP kinase kinase
Exons: 4
Coding region: 1-1536 (511 amino acids)
Biological process (GO): protein phosphorylation
Molecular function (GO): protein kinase activity; ATP binding
Source: RefSeq, a predicted model, not a curated record
AUGGCCGACCCGUUUGCCCCGCGCUCGAUGAAGCGCAAAAACGUAAAGGGGCUUGCUCUUACACCUGCCGCACCAAAACCACCUCCUACGGCCGAGAACCGCCCAGACUUUGAUGGAGCCGGUGAUGGGACCAGCAAAGAUGGCCAGCUCGAGAUUGGCAUCGAAUACAAGCUCGAUCUGCGACCCGAAGAUCUCGAGAUUGUCAAAGAGCUCGGCUCCGGAAACGGCGGCACUGUGAGCAAGGUGAAGCACUUGACUACGGGCACCGUCAUGGCUCGCAAAGUUAUUCAUGUCGAUGCCAAGAAAGAGAUGCGCAGACAAAUCAUCCGAGAACUACAGAUUAUGCACAACUGUCAUUCCGACUACAUCGUCAACUUUUAUGGCGCAUUCUUGAACAGCAACAACGAUGUCAUCAUGUGCAUGGAAUAUAUGGACGUAGGCUCUUUGGACCGCGUCUCUAAAGUUUUCGGCCCUGUUCGAGUCGACGUCCUCGGAAAAAUCGCCGAAGCUACUCUUGGCGGCCUGACCUAUCUCUAUACGAAACAUCAUAUCAUGCAUCGGGACAUUAAGCCGUCCAACAUUCUCGUCAACUCUCGCGGAUCUAUCAAACUUUGCGAUUUUGGUGUCUCUGGAGAGCUUAUCAAUUCGAUCGCCGAUACCUUUGUUGGCACAUCAACGUACAUGGCCCCCGAGAGAAUUCAAGGUGAACGCUACACUGUCAAGUCAGACGUCUGGAGCUUUGGUCUUUCAAUUAUGGAACUUGCCAUUGGUAAAUUCCCAUUCGGCUCUAAUGAGCAGCUUUCAGACGAAGACUGUGCUCCGGCCGGUAUUCUUGAUUUGCUGCAGCAAAUCGUUCAUGAACCGGCCCCAAAGUUGCCCAAGAGUGAUGCUUUCCCCAGCAUUCUCGAAGAUAUGAUUCAAAAGUGUCUGUUCAAGGAGCCAGAGCGACGGCCUACACCACAAGAUCUCUUUGACCGCGACGCGUUCGUACAAGCCGCUAAAAGAACUCCUGUUGACCUUCGCGAAUGGGCUGUGGGCAUGAUGGAGCGCGAUAACCGCAAGUCUCACCUGGCUCCUCAGCUAUCACCUUCCACACAGGACUUGCUCCGAUCCAGCGACUCGCCCACAUACAACAACGGGUCUGACGAGAGAAAAUCGCACACGCCAACGUCGGGUGAAAUUCCCAUUGGCGGUGCCGGUAUUGUUACUCCGCGCGACCAUGCAAAUGGUACUGGCCGAAGCCCCUCCAGAAAUGGCUACACCAGCAAUGCUAAGCCACCAGUGUCUGCUCACCCUGGCCUGGGUCCUCGCUACGCAUCCGAGUCUGGCCAUAUUCCGGGCGGAUAUACCGACACGCGAGGCCCAGCUAGUGCCAACGCCGCGACUUUCAGUCUUCCCGUCCGGCCUGCGCCUCCAUCAGGGCCACUUCCUCCCGCGCCAGUUCGACGAAAUACUCCAGACGCCCCGCCACGGGAAAAUCGUCGUCAAGCAACAUUCGGUCUGCCUCCUAACCCAAGCUCUGGCUAUGGAGUAUGA